Messenger RNA from Rhinopithecus roxellana (golden snub-nosed monkey), 4694 nucleotides. RefSeq names its product killer cell immunoglobulin-like receptor 3DS1. The coding region runs from base 64 to 1173 and encodes 369 amino acids. Lineage: Eukaryota; Metazoa; Chordata; Mammalia; Primates; Cercopithecidae. The record is from RefSeq and is a predicted model, not a curated record. The transcript is spliced from 8 exons.
AUAACAUCCUGUGCGCUGCUGAGCUGAGCUGGGGCGCGGCCGCCUGUCUGCACCGGCAGCACCAUGUCGCUCAUGGUCGUCAGCGUGGCGUGUGUUGGGUUCUUCUUGGUCCAGAGGUCCUGUCCAUACAUGGGUGGUCAGGACAAGACCUUCCUCUCUGCCCAGCCAAGCGCUGUGGUGCCUCAGGGAGGAAACGUGACUCUUCGGUGUUACUAUCGUCGUGGGUUUAACAACUUUACCAACUUCACUCUGUACAAAGACGACAGAAGCCACAUUCCCAUCCUCCACAGCAGAAUAUUCCAGGAGAGCUUCCUCAUGGGCCCUGUGACCCCGGCACAUGCAGGGACCUACAGAUGUCGGGGUUCAUACCCGCACUCCCCCACUGAGUGGUCAGCACUCAGUGACCCCCUGGCGAUCAUGGUCACAGGAGUCCACAAAAAACCUUCCCUCCUGGCCCUCCCAGGUCCCUUGGUGAAAUCAGGAGAGACGGUCAUCCUACAAUGUUCAUCAGAUACCGUGUUUGGGCACUUCUUUCUGCACAGUGAGGUGACCUUUGAGGAGCCUUUGCACCUUUUUGGAGAGCUCCAUGGUGGGGGUUCCCAGGCCAACUAUUCCAUCAGUCCCAAGAGGUCUGACCUUCCAGGGACCUACAGAUGCUAUGGUUCUGUCACUCACUCCCCCUAUGAGUUGUCAGCUCCCAGUGACCCCCUGGACAUCGUGAUCACAGGUAAAUAUGAGAAACCUUCUCUCUCAGCCCAGCCAGGCCCCAUGGUGCAGGCAGGAGAGAACAUGACCUUGUCCUGCAGCUCCCAGACCUCGUUUGACAUGUACCAUCUAUCCAGGGAGGGGGAGGCCCGUGAACUUAGUCUCCCUGCAGUGCCAAGCGUCAACGGAACAUUCCAGGCCGACUUCCCUCUGGGCCCUGCCACCCACGGAGGAACCUACAGAUGCUUCGGUUCUUUCCAUAUCGCACCCUACGAGUGGUCAGACCCGAGUGACCCACUGCCUGUUUCUGUCACGGCCACCAUUCUACUCUCUACCUUCUUGAGAUCCACUUUAGAGCUCCUGCAUAAGGGAAACCCUUCAAGUAGUUGGCCUUCACCCACUGAACCAAGCUGCAAAACCGACACUCCAACAGCAAAAGAGAUCUGGGCCCAGCACAGGGCUCCGUGAAGUCUCUUAAUCUCUAAUCUUCUGCAGCUGAGACCUCCUACAAGCUGAAAGAAUGACUGGAAAUCUGACAUCCUUCUCACGAAAAAUGUAGUGUUUGUUCUCCCUGCAUUCCUAACUGGAGGAUAAAUUCCUGGGGGCUUGAAAGAGGGAAGGGAAGGGAACAUCUAAUGAGGGUGAGGUGUUUUAGAGAAGUUCCACUUGCCAAGGAAUGAACUCCUGUUGGUCAUGAGGCAACCCUGGCUGAAUCAGCAGAGAAAGCAUUGCAGUAAAGGAGAACAGAGCUCAUGUACGCACACUUCAACUCACUGACUCAUUCAGCCACAGUCCUAUGCUCAGGCCGUGCAGUUAGAAUCCUUUCCUACUGUUGCCAUAACAAAUUUCCACAAAAUUGGUGGAUGAAAACAAAAUGGCUUUUGAAUUAUCUUACAGUGCUGGAGCUCAAAGGAUGAAAUGCAUCUCACAGGGCUAAAAUCAAGGUGACAGCAAGGUUGCCUUCUCUCUGAAGGUUCCAGGCAAGAAUCUGCUUUCCACAUGUCCCAGUUUCUAGAGGCUCCCACGGUCCUUGGCUCCUGGUCCCCUUCUUCCUUCCUCAAAACCCACAAAGACUGGUCAUGUCUCACAUGGCAUCACUCAGACCCUUCUUCCUUGUCCACGCCUCUUUCUCUGAAUGUUCCUCUGCUUUCUUCCUCAUUUCUUAAGGACUUUGGGAUUUUAUUGGGUUCACCAGGAUAAUCUAUCAUCAUCUCCCUAAAAUCAUCCAGGAUACCCUCCUUUUCAGUUCAGCUGAUUAGCAACCGUAAUUCCAUCUGAAAUCUUCAUUCCUCUUUUCCACGUAUAAUCACAUAUUUACAAGGUAUGAAGGCUAGGACAUGGACAUUUUUGGGGUGGGGUGGAUUCUCCUGCCUUCCACAAAUAGUAAACAGGAUGCAUUUGGCCUGCUCUUGGGACACUGAUGUUGCAGAUGGGUAAACGAGAGGAAAGAAAAUGAAUGCACAAGUGGACCUAUAAAUGGCUGAUCCAUUGGGAAACAUCGGUGCAUGAAAUCGAUUUAUUUAUGGAUUUAUUAAUUAUGUAUUUAUUAAGACGGAGUCUCAUUCUAUCCCUGAGGCUGGAGUGCAGUGUCACGAUCUUGGCUCACUGCAAUCUCCGCCUCCUGGGUUCAAGUGAUUCUUCUGCCUCAGCCUCUCGAGUAGCUUGGAUACAGGCACCCGCCACCACACCUGGCUAACUCUUUUUGUAGAUUUUUGGUAGAGACGAUGUUUCACCAUGUGGCCCAGUCUAUCUCCAACUGCCAAUCUAAAUAAACUGACCACCUCAGCCUCCCAAAGUGCUCGGAUUAUAGGCGUGAACCACGGCACUCAGCCAGAAUUUAAACUAAAUAACAGAUAAUGCUGAGUGUAUGAUUUCAGGUCACAGAGAAGUUCUCACUGAUCAAAUAAUACUUGUGAUCUUAAUGAAAAAAAUAGUUUAACCCCUGGAAGACUGGCGGAAGGAUUUUCCACACACAAUUGUCAACCGUGAAGGCACGAAGGUGAAAACAAUCUUAGGUGGAAGGAAGAGGCUCUGCCUGAAACGCUGGGAAUGAGAUGGGGAGAAUUACAAGACCACUGGAGAGAGAGAAGAGCACACUGGGCACACAGGAAACUAAGGAGGACAAGGAGUGUGUGUUUAUACUCAUAGCCCUUGGAUUCACCACGGGGCUAACUAGGAAUCCCUACAUGACUAAUAGUGACUGACAUGAAAAUAAGGGAGGCUCAGGUGCAUAACUGGAAUCUAGGAGACUGUGGAAAAGGCAAUUCCCACCCACUGGUGAAAUGUGUUGCGUAUUUAGACACCAAAUGAAUGAAGUAGAUGGAUAGAAGAUGUGUAUGUGAGGUAGAAUAAUUCACAGGGAGGGCAUGCCUGGUUUGAUUUUUCCUAAUUGUUUAAUUUCUUUCUGAGAUUUAUUUUUCCUACAUGUAAAUCAAUACCUGGCAGAGGACUGAUUGAUACAUGAGGGGUGCUGCAAAGGAAGAGACUUAUUAUAAUGUAACAAGGAGGUUGUGAACAGUGGCUCACACCAGUAACCCAACAUUUUGGGAGGCUGACGCGGAUGGAUCCAUUGAGGUCAGGAGUUCAAGAACAGCCCAGACAACAUGGUCAAACCCAACUCUGCUAAAUAAACAAAAACUAGCUGGGUGUGGUGGCACAUGCCUGUAAUACCAGCUAUUCGGGAGGCUGAAGGAGGAGAAUGGCUUCCAUCCGGGAGGCAGAGGUUUCAGUGAGCCGAGAUCACGUCAUUGGGCUACACCAUGGGUGACAGAGUGAGACAGAAUGAGAACAAAAAAUAAAAAUACAAAACACAUAAAUGUAAUAUAACAUACACGAAUGACAAAGGCACUUCAAUCCCAAUUAUCAUUUUUCUAUUUCUCUAUAAUGACUUCUUUGAUCCUUUAUCUUAUCCAUUAGAAAAUCAGCCAAAAACCUCUUCCCUGUUUGCUUUCUGUGAGCUUGAGAUCAUAUGGAAAAUAUGAAAGGCCCCUGAACCCACCAGCACAAGUGCUGGAAUAGAGAAAGUGCUGUGUUCAUGGCAUAAAACUUGCCCCUUCACCCAAAUCCCCCACCUCACCCCUACUUCCUAUCACAUUAAGAGACGCAGAUAGACCGUGGGAAGGUAAAAACCAAUAUUCUUUGGAGCUCAGACCUUGGACUCAGAGAACAGCGCCAGCAAUAUCUCCUGGUCACCUUUUGUACGAAUUCACAGAAGGACAAGUUGUACCGAAGCAAUAGAUGAUGGAGGGGUUUGCCCUUCCCCCGGACUCUCAGGUAGAACAACAGCCUAAUAUAUGACUUCCAGGAUCACAAAAAGCAGCACGUUGUUCACGAGCCUCAUCAUUAUUUCCUGGCUGUUUGAUAUAUGACAUUUCUACUUCACUUUUUUGAUCUUGAUUUCACUUUAUGCCUUUUCUUGCUGAAUGCAAUGUGCUUGAGUCAAGAGGGUUGUGGCUGUAGACAUUGUAAAGCACAUUCACUGUGUAUCAAUCCCAGUCCAGUCUUCCCAGAGAAGACUCUAAACACCUCCUGUACUGCACCUGGGGCUAUGCCAAUUUCUAUCACUCACCGUCACUCCAGGGAGACAGAACACACAGAGAAUACGUGACAUAGGCAGGUUCACUACUAACAGAUAACCAGCAAGUGACAACAGAAGCCUACAUUUCAGUGUGAGCCAGUCCUCCAAGACUCAGAAAAGCUGCUCGAGACAUAUGGAGUCACCCCAUUUGCACUGCAGCUGGGGAAACCCAGAAAGCAGCCCAGCCUGGGUUUUGUACCCUGGAGCCACAGGAAGCACUGACCUCAACCACUGCAUGACGUCCUCCUCUGGGAAGAACAGGAAGACAGUCCAGCUGUUCUGGGACGUUCCUCCUGAGCUCAGGAUGUUGCUGUCUUAGUCCCUUUUUGAGGCUGUAAAAGAACACUUGAGCCUGGGUAACUUCUACAGAAAAGACAAUUGGUUGGCUCACGGUUCUGCAAGCUGCACAAGA